AUUUGUCGAGCUCAUUUCUCUGUUCUGAGCAAGAUACCAAGUGCCGGAACAUAUGCACCCUACUCCAGGUUGGGAUGGCUAUUUCCAGUAGAAUUCCGUGGAUCGGUCACCAUCGUUCUUCCGAAGUUGCAUGAGCAGCUAGGCCCUCUGAUUCGUAUCAGUCCUCGCGAGGUCUCGUUCUAUUCGAUCGAAGUGUACGACCUGGUUCACAAAGUUGGUAGUAAAUUCCAGAAAGAUCCUCGAGUUUAUGGGGAGUUUGUGCAAGGCGAAAAUCCUGCUUUAUUCUCCAUCACGGACCCGGGAGAGCAUUCAAAGCGCCGCCGUAUGAUGGGUCAGCUUUACAACAAGAGCAAGAUUGAUAAGCUCCAAGAGCUCAUGCAACUUCACAUCGCUCGAUGGUUAGAGGCUGCUAGAAGAAGACCAUCUGGGUUUGACGUCGUACCUGCUUGCAGGGCACUGGAAGCCGACAUCAUCUCUGACUUCUCGCUUGGGACUCCCAUCGGCGCCCUCGACGCAUGGAUGGAGGGGAAAGAGCUCGGCAUGGUAUCAAAAAAUGAUGAAAAGGCGACCUGGAUGCCUCCUUUGUUAACCCAUAUCCUUUGGGCCCUUGCACACAACCCAAAAUACCAAGAGGAGCUAUACCACAAUCUUUCGAAAGCAGGCUACCCCUCUGAUAUCGCCAGCCUUGAAACAGUGCCCAAGUUGGUAGCUUGUGUGAAAGAGGGUAUACGCUGGGCAGGAGCAGCAGCAGCGAUGUUACCUCGCGUCGUUCCCCCAGGUGGCAUUGAUUUGCAUGGUAGUUUCAUUCCAGAAGGGACUGUCCUCGUUUCGUCUCCCAUUUGGUAUCUGCGUGAUCCGGGUGCAUUUCCGAUGCCAGAAUACUACGAUCCAUAUCGAUGGCUAACACCAGAUGGAUCUGCUCUGAGUGAAGACCAAGAACGGGAUCGGUUCUUUAUACCAUUCUCCAAGGGUCCAAAUGUUUGCAUAGGCCGUCAUUUCUCAUUCUAUGAAUUGUAUCUCUCAGUCUCACAAACAGUUCAAUUCUGUCGGAUCCAACGGCCUGAAAAUGGUACUUUUUCUCCAAAUCUCAAGACAACGAAUUCUAUGGAGCGGAAUUGGAACGUCGUGGAACUACCUGCCAGGAAGGAAUGGGUGGCCGCUUGUGUGACUGAAGAUCUAAAUGUUGUUUUAAAGGAUCGAAAAGAUUAG
Cryphonectria parasitica EP155 is the source of this 1209-nucleotide messenger RNA. Its product is annotated as cytochrome P450. The transcript has 8 exons. The record is from RefSeq and is a predicted model, not a curated record. NCBI's taxonomy places the organism in Eukaryota, Fungi, Ascomycota, Sordariomycetes, Diaporthales, Cryphonectriaceae. Gene Ontology annotation, molecular function: iron ion binding; heme binding; oxidoreductase activity, acting on paired donors, with incorporation or reduction of molecular oxygen. The annotation marks the transcript as partial.